Molecule: messenger RNA, 5672 nt
Organism: Myotis davidii
Lineage: Eukaryota; Metazoa; Chordata; Mammalia; Chiroptera; Vespertilionidae
Gene: AGO1
Product: argonaute 1, RISC catalytic component
Exons: 19
Coding region: 239-2821 (860 amino acids)
Molecular function (GO): RNA binding; protein binding
Source: RefSeq, a predicted model, not a curated record
GGGCUGGGGGUCGCGCCUGCGCACUGGCAACUGGCCGGGCGCUCACUGGGGGAGCUGCUGCAGGCUCCGCGGCGGCGGCGGCAACGGAGGCUGCGGGGGUAGCGGUGCGAGCGGCCGGGCUUCGGGGAGGAGCCGAGCCCGGCCCGGGAAUCCUAGCAGCUAGAGUGCGGGGUACCUAGGCCCCUCACACUGGACUCCACAGUCUCCUGGCCGCCUGACCUCCGCACGGGUAUAUGGGAUGGAAGCGGGACCCUCGGGAGCAGCUGCAGGCGCAUACCUGCCCCCUCUGCAGCAGGUGUUCCAGGCACCUCGAAGGCCUGGCAUUGGCACAGUGGGGAAACCAAUCAAGCUCCUGGCCAAUUACUUUGAGGUGGACAUCCCUAAGAUUGACGUCUACCACUACGAGGUGGAUAUCAAACCAGAUAAGUGUCCUCGCAGAGUCAACCGGGAAGUGGUGGAAUACAUGGUCCAGCAUUUCAAGCCUCAGAUCUUUGGUGAUCGCAAGCCCGUGUAUGAUGGAAAGAAGAACAUUUACACUGUCACAGCACUGCCCAUUGGCAAUGAACGGGUUGACUUUGAGGUGACAAUCCCCGGGGAAGGGAAGGAUCGAAUAUUCAAGGUCUCCAUCAAGUGGCUAGCCAUAGUGAGCUGGCGCAUGCUGCAUGAGGCCCUGGUCAGUGGCCAGAUCCCUGUUCCCCUGGAGUCUGUGCAAGCCCUUGAUGUGGCCAUGAGACAUCUGGCAUCCAUGAGGUACACCCCUGUGGGCCGCUCCUUCUUCUCACCGCCUGAGGGCUACUACCACCCGCUGGGGGGUGGGCGCGAGGUCUGGUUCGGCUUUCACCAGUCUGUGCGCCCUGCCAUGUGGAAGAUGAUGCUCAACAUUGAUGUCUCAGCCACUGCCUUCUACAAGGCACAGCCGGUGAUUGAGUUCAUGUGUGAGGUGCUGGACAUCAGGAACAUAGAUGAGCAGCCCAAGCCGCUCACGGACUCUCAGCGUGUGCGCUUUACCAAGGAGAUCAAGGGCCUGAAGGUAGAAGUGACCCACUGUGGACAGAUGAAGAGGAAAUACCGUGUGUGUAAUGUUACACGCCGCCCUGCCAGCCAUCAGACGUUUCCCUUGCAGCUGGAGAGUGGACAAACUGUGGAGUGCACAGUGGCACAGUAUUUCAAGCAGAAAUAUAACCUUCAGCUCAAGUAUCCCCACCUGCCCUGCUUGCAAGUUGGCCAGGAACAAAAGCAUACCUACCUGCCCCUAGAGGUCUGUAACAUUGUGGCUGGGCAGCGCUGCAUUAAGAAGCUGACUGACAAUCAGACUUCGACCAUGAUAAAGGCUACAGCUAGGUCGGCCCCAGACAGACAGGAGGAGAUCAGCCGCCUGAUGAAGAAUGCCAGCUACAACCUAGAUCCCUACAUCCAGGAAUUUGGGAUCAAAGUGAAGGAUGACAUGACGGAGGUGACAGGACGAGUGCUGCCGGCGCCCAUCUUGCAAUAUGGCGGCCGGGUGAGCAGGAACCGGGCCAUUGCCACACCCAAUCAAGGUGUCUGGGACAUGCGAGGGAAACAGUUCUACAAUGGUAUUGAGAUCAAAGUCUGGGCCAUCGCCUGCUUCGCACCCCAAAAGCAGUGUCGAGAAGAGGUGCUCAAAAACUUCACAGACCAGCUGCGGAAAAUUUCCAAGGAUGCAGGGAUGCCCAUCCAGGGCCAGCCUUGCUUCUGCAAAUAUGCGCAGGGGGCAGACAGCGUGGAGCCCAUGUUCCGGCAUCUCAAGAACACGUACUCUGGACUACAGCUCAUUAUUGUCAUCCUGCCAGGGAAGACGCCAGUGUAUGCUGAGGUGAAACGUGUUGGAGACACACUUUUGGGAAUGGCUACACAGUGUGUGCAAGUGAAGAACGUGGUGAAGACCUCACCUCAAACUCUGUCCAACCUCUGCCUGAAGAUCAAUGUCAAACUUGGUGGCAUAAACAACAUCCUAGUCCCACACCAGCGCUCUGCAGUCUUUCAACAGCCAGUGAUAUUCCUGGGAGCAGAUGUUACACACCCCCCAGCAGGGGAUGGGAAAAAACCGUCUAUCACAGCAGUGGUAGGCAGUAUGGAUGCCCAUCCCAGCCGUUAUUGUGCCACUGUGCGGGUGCAGCGACCUCGGCAGGAGAUCAUUGAAGACUUAUCGUACAUGGUGCGUGAGCUGCUGAUCCAGUUCUACAAGUCCACCCGCUUCAAGCCUACUCGUAUCAUCUUCUACCGAGAUGGGGUUCCUGAAGGCCAGCUCCCUCAGAUCCUCCACUAUGAGCUGCUGGCCAUUCGUGAUGCCUGCAUCAAACUGGAAAAGGACUACCAGCCUGGGAUCACUUAUAUUGUGGUGCAGAAACGCCAUCACACCCGCCUUUUUUGUGCUGACAAGAAUGAGCGAAUUGGGAAGAGUGGUAACAUCCCAGCUGGGACCACUGUGGAUACCAACAUCACGCACCCAUUUGAGUUUGACUUCUAUCUGUGCAGCCACGCAGGCAUCCAGGGCACCAGUCGACCAUCCCAUUACUAUGUCCUUUGGGAUGACAACCGUUUCACAGCAGAUGAGCUCCAGAUCUUGACAUACCAGCUAUGCCACACUUAUGUACGAUGCACACGCUCUGUCUCUAUCCCAGCACCUGCCUACUAUGCCCGCCUGGUGGCUUUCCGGGCACGAUAUCAUCUAGUGGACAAGGAGCAUGACAGUGGAGAGGGGAGCCACAUAUCAGGGCAGAGCAAUGGGCGGGACCCCCAGGCCCUGGCCAAAGCCGUGCAGGUUCACCAGGAUACUCUGCGCACCAUGUACUUCGCUUGAAGGCAGAACGCUGUUACCUCACUGGAUAAAAGAAAGUUUUCCAAGCCCCAAGAGCUAUGCCACCCAAAUCCAGAGGAAUCAGGGAGGAGGGAGGUGGGGUAGGGAGGAGUGCAGAAGGCCUUGUUUCCUUCUACAAAUGGGACAAAAGGGUGGGGAACAGGGCCAGUAAGCCAGACCACCAGCCAGAAAUUUCUGAUAUUCACCUCAUACCCUUCACCCCAUCUUGUCACAUCUGACCCUGACCCCACUGGACCAAGACGGGCAGCACCAGUGCCCACCAUACACACAGGUGUCUCACGUGACUCACAGUGCUAAAGACUCAUGCCUGACAGCUUGGUAAGGUCGGCUCGGCUCUACAUUCCUGUGGACAAAAGCUGGUAGGUUUGGGUUUGAUACUUUAGAUGGGAAAGUGAGGGGCUUGAAAAAGUGGGUGGGAGGAGGGAAGGAUUUUUUAGGAGCCUUAAUCAGAAAAGGUCUAGAUUUGUUUAAGAAGAAAAACGAAACCAGACCCAGAUCAAUAUUUUAGGAUACAAGAUGUUUUAAUGGGUUAAGAAUCCAGUUUGUAGGAGGAUUUUUUAAUGCUAAUGAUUUUGGUUGCUCCUCCCCCUGCUGCCACCCCCCUUUCCCUAUUCCUUUCUUUCCAAUUUUUCUACCCUACCUUACACCUCCCUGACAGACAUCCAGCCCCGAAUAAGACUUAAGGCACUAUGGCACUUAGCUCUGAAGUGACACAACCCUGUCUUCCUUCCGCCUGCUGGUGGGUAACCAGUGCCUUCCCUGUAACGGUAAUGCUGCAGAACUGCAACCUUUUGUACCUUUCUUUGGGGGGAUGGGGUAGGGUGGGACAGGAGGUAAAUGGGGAAGAAAUACUCCUAACCCAACAAACCUCCAGCCAGAACGCCAACUAUUUUGCAUUUAAAGCAAUUGACUUCCAUAUUCAUUGAGCUUUUAAAAAUAUUAUAACCUCAAGAUGGUUAAAAUCCAUUGACAUUUGCACUUUCAGACCUGACAAGUCUAUGGAGCUGCUGAGAUGACUGGCUAUGCCUCCUUUCUUCCCUGUCCUACCCUGACCCUCCCACCUGCCUGGGUCUGGAGUUACUUACAUAGUUUUUUCUCACUCUUGGCUUCUUUUUCCCCAAUGGUCAAGUCUCUUAUGUUUCAAUAUUUUUAAAUUGGGGUGUCUUAUAACAAACGAUCCUUAGGUCUAAAAUAAGAAAAAAGAGCAAAAACUAAAUGCUAUUUUUAUACCAUAACUUGAGUUUAUUGCCAAAAUCUUGAUAUCCUUCCAAUGCCCAAUGAGUUUACAUCCCAGAAACAUUGAGCCAUUAAAAAGAACAAUGUACCUGACUUGUUCUUUGGCCUGGCUAAGUAAGGGUGGUUGUCUCCCCAAUAUGGGGCUCAGGCUUCAUCUUUCCGCUGUGCAGAAAAUACCUUUUUCUUGCUACAGGCUCCCUCCUCUGCACUGCCCUCUGCCCUGCACUCUUUUCUGCAAGUGCAUCUUCCUCUCCCUCUGGAUUGUCCUCUGACACUUUGGCUCAUCCCAGAUUCCAGUGUGUCCUGUGAAUAGUCUGAGGGUUUUUGCUGCUCCCUUUUGCUUCUGUUUACACAAAUGAAUUUUUACUGGUUUCCCACUAGGGCAUGUGAGUGGGUGGCAUGGGCUUUUUUUUUUUCCUCCCUGCAUAGAGAUGGGGUUUGGCUGGCUUGUAAAACUGGAAAAAUAGGGGGUUGUAGCUUGGUGCCUGCUGGCCUUGAGGCAAGGCCCCCUCUUUCCUUGACUGUUCAUUUUCUCCUUUCCCACUGCUUGGGAUGAGAACGUGCAGCUUUGGUGUGGAAAUUCCUUUUUUUAAGGAGCUUGGGCUUGGGUUUGCCCCAAUCUGGUGAUAAAGCCAUGACACUUUAGACCUAGCUCAGGCUUGGAGGCCAGCCGGAGGAAGGCCAGUGUGAAUCUGGGCCUGUGCAGUGAGAGCUACCAUUUCCCCUCCCCAACAGCCCUAACACAGACCCAGAUUUCCUAUGCAAAACAGUCUCUCCCAGGUUCCAUUCUGGUUGGCUACUUUGUUCAAUGACUUCACAAAACGUAGCACAAACAUUGAUUAUAGAGGAAGGUAUCAGGACUGUUGAGUAACUCCUCCUUUACUUUCCUACUGGCUAUGGCAUUGGGUGCCCCAUGGGAACCCAGCUGAAGAAUAGAAUGGAGGGCUCUGGGAGGAGUUAGUUCACUGGACAGCCUACAUUCCUUACACAAGUGCCUAAAGAGAGUGAUGCCAACACUCCAUCUGCCCUGUCCAUCGCCUUCAUAUACUGUCUACUUCAUGUUCAGUCACCCUUAGAGGAGGGGAGCUCUCUUUGAACAUGGGGCUCUGCAUGUUCUCUUCUUGGGUGCAUUUUGGGGCUAGGAUCAGGGCACUAUUCCUGGAGGUUCCAGUCAUUCACCAGCAUUUGCAAAUAUCCACGGGGAGCUGGUGGUAGCCACCUGCUCUCGGCCACAAGUUUUGUUCUUUCCUUUUUCUUUUUGCCUCACGCUUUCCAGUUGGGUUUUGAGCUGGGGCUUGAAAUGCAUUUUUUAGCCCUUUGGCAUUGCACAUACCACUCAAGAAAUAAAAGCAAGAGCAGCAGCUUGGGCAAUGGCAAGAAAAUGACUUUUUGCUUUGACUUUUUUUUUUUAAAUCUUUGAGACUUGAAAAGUAUCCUUGACUUUGAGGAUUAUUCUUGUUUGAAAGGUAGUGCAUGCAGAUUGGGAACUGGUGUUGGCAACAAGCUUUGGCUUUCUUGGAUUUGGUUUAGUUAGUGUGACUCACUUAAGCUCUGAUGAAGCAUGGGAUGACCCCAGCCUCAUCUUUUAGACAAGUCU